Molecule: messenger RNA, 6852 nt
Organism: Yamadazyma tenuis ATCC 10573
Lineage: Eukaryota; Fungi; Ascomycota; Pichiomycetes; Serinales; Debaryomycetaceae
Source: RefSeq, a predicted model, not a curated record
AUGAGAAAGAUCUGGUCUCUGAGAAGAGACAAGGAUAGAGAUAGAGAAGGAGACAAGGAAAAGCGUAAGAGCUUCACCGGUAUCAAUUCCUUAUACUAUGCCCCCAGCAAUCAAACGGCGGUUACUAGUCGAGAUUCGGUUGAAUUUGAUCCCAGCUUGUACUCCCAGCAAUCCCACCAACCAAUCCCUUCUAAACAAGACUUCCACGAUGACGCCACGUUUGCCCAUAGUGUCCAGGAAUCUGGUCUCACUGCCAACACCGCCGUGUCCACCGCCGUAUCUGCCUCCACCUCCACCACCAAGCUCUCAUCUCACACGGAUAGUGCUCUUUCACUCCCAUCACCAAAGGCUCCCAAGUCGAUUCUGGGCUUGGUCAAGUACGACUACGAUGCGCACCUUGUCAAAAACUCCUGGGUCAAUGUCGUGGUCAAUACCUCUGUUAACGACGUGGACGACCAGUCAUUACGGUUAUAUCGAGCAGAGUUGAAAGGUUCCCAUUUGUACCUCUACAAGCUGAACUUGAACUACCGCAGCUUCAAGUCGGAUGAUUAUCGAAUAACCUUCUUUGAAACGGCAGUUCCUCAUCCUGAUUUAAGGUUCAGCUUCGACACUUAUUCAUUCCAGCCUGAUUGUACCAUUGAGUCGCUUUUACACUUUGUCCUCUUUCUGAACGAUGACAACUUUCAGAGUACCGUUCACCAGGCAAUCACGAUAUUACCUUUAUUUCCCGACUUUGGCAAGACUUUGCGGCUACUAAACCUUAUCUUGACCAACUUGUUUGGGGAUAAGUUCCUGGGCAAAUAUGACCUAUCAGUGGCUUUUGACAGGAUUUUGCAGCUCUUAAACAAUGUCGACAACAAUCUUCAGGGGUUUCUUUUGAAAUCUGAUAUUGCUCCGUAUAUCUUGAGGCUUUUGGAGAUUUUGUCAGAUAAGUUGUCGCCUUCAAGUGAAGAUUCCGAGGAGUACUCCGGCUUCUUGAGCCAGUUGACGACUUUCAAGUCCAGCAUGUUGCUUCACCAACAAAACUUGAUCCACUUGAUCUCCAAUGAUAAUGACAAAGCCCCUGAAUCCAAUCCGUUCCAAGACUUGAACGCAAGUUACUUUUUGAACCACGUAAAAUUGAUCGAUUUCGCUACUACAGUCAAUGCUAUUGAUUUGAAAUUCUACAAGGAUUGGAACUCCAAUAUCGAUAAAUCGUUGUUGUUGUACUCGACUAUAAACCAAACCAAUCAAUCUGGUUCUGUUGAUAUCUUUUACAGGAGAAACUCAUUGUUUUUUAACAACGAGUUCCACAUUCACUUUUUAUCGAGGUUGUUUAUCAACCAGAUGUUUCUUGAAACGAAUAUCACUGGAAUGAACUCUUCUACUUCAUUGUUGGAGUUUAAAGCCAGGCUUUUGGAAAAGUGGAUCGAUUUAGGUUGUCUUUUGGACAAGUCCGGUAAUAUGUCUUCGUGGUUGGGUAUAGCUUCGAUUAUUUUAUCCCAGCCUAUUUUGAGGUUGAACAAAAUAUGGUCUUUCGUUUCCCUCGAUUAUAUCAAGCUCCUUAAAAACGAUUGGUCCCCUGUGCUUUUUGAAUUGGAUAGGAGAUUCUUGGUUAAUGGAAUCAAUGCUUCUACUCCCAAUUCACCAAAUCAACAGAAAUCUUCUGAAGAGAAUUCUACCGAUCCACUGCCUAGAGAUUCUUACCACAUAAUGGCUCCUAGAGGGUUAGGUAAGGUAUAUGCAAAAGAAAAUGUUGUGCCAUACUUUGGGGACUUAUUAUUAAACAACUUGGUUAUCAACAAUAUUAAUGAAUUGGAUUCCAUCUAUAAGAAAAUCAACUAUUCUUUCAACAGGUGGAGUGAGUACUCCAAAAACUUGACAAACUACGACGAUAUCAUAAAGUAUAAUGAUGACGUAUUAAAGCGUUAUGACUCAAUGGGAUUCAUCUUUUCGAAUGAGAGUUUGAACCAAGUAUUGUAUCUUGGUGUUAAUGAGGACUCCAAAUCUUUACCGCCUACUUUUGAAAUUCCGAAAGAUAAUGAGAAAGGUGAUCAUGGUUUGAAUUAUAAUGUCACUACCAAUCCAGUCUUACAAAGUCAAUUGCUUAAGUUGAUUGACUUAAAUUCGAAUUCAGAGUCCUUCAAUCUAGAGAAAUUGAUGCUUUUGUCGUUAACUUUUCAACCUGAAUUGCCAGAGUCUUAUCUCAGAUCCAAUCAUCCAGUCUACAAAAACUUCCAUGCCACCCAUUCAAAUAUUUCUGUGAACUCUAACGAUUCAUUGGCAUCUUUGAAAGUUGAAGGCUCUAUGAAUGUACAUGACCCGACCUCAAGAUUACCCACCUUCAAUAAUAAUCAUUUCAAAUUCAAUUUAAUCAAAUAUGAUGAUUUGACUAAUGAUUCGGGGAUCUCGAAUCAAUUUCAUCUGGAAUCUAAUGAUUCCAAGCAUAAAAUCAAGGUCGGUAAUGAUUUGACGUUCAGGAUUGAUGAUUUUGUUACAGAUUUAGAUAAUCAAACAAAUUCAACCCUUAACCCAUUGGAUGAAGUUGGCAAUGAAGAUGAUGACGAUGAAGUCACAGGUUUAGGAAUUGAUGUUGAUGAUAUUUUGAAUUCAGACAAAUUCAAUAACUUCUUGAUGAGUAAUGAUCCUUCAUCCUCUGAGUCUGAUCAAGUUAAUAGCUCGAAGAAAACGAGCACUAACCUUUUAAGUCAUCCAACAAACAGUUUUAGUGUCAUCUCAUCUGAUUCAAGCCAAUUACACAUUUACAAGUACAUUCCUAAAUUAUCAACCAUUGAAAAGCUUAUCGACUUGUUGAUUAUUGAUACCAAAUAUUUGGAUGAAUCUAUAAGUAUCGACUUGUCAGAGUACAGAUACGUAUUCUUGUUGAACUAUAAUUCCUACAUAACCACCAGAGAAUUGUUGGACAAAUUGGCCUAUAGAUUUAUCAACUCCGGUAAUGCAGUUAUUUCGAUAAUGAAGAAGUUGCAUGCUAUGAAAACAAAUCAGUCACAAGAUAAGCAGUCAGAUGAAGACUUUCCAAACUGGAAUUUGGAUAAUUCUGUUGAUUUGACUGAAUUGGGUGAAGUUGACUAUUCGGUUUUAUUGAAGAUUCAGAUUAAUAUUUUGAAGGUUUUGGUGUUAUUAAUUAACAACUUCUACUCUAACUUCUCAAUGGAUUUGAUGAAUAAGAAGAUUCUUAUAAAGCUCCUCAAGUUGUUCAGCAAUGAAAUACUUCAAUGGUAUAACUCCAAUAAAAUUGAUUCAGAAUUGGAAAAGUCAUUCGAGAGUUUGGUGAAUUACUACAAGAAAUUGAAGAAAUUGUUUGUAAAAAAGACUUACAGACCAAUUGAGCUUGACAAAUUUCAUCAGUUCUUAGUGAACGACUUCAAAUUCAACAAUUCUUUACAUGAAGUGCCUAUGAAUAGAAACUUACCUGGACACAAAAACAUUCAAAAGAUUGAAAAGUUUUUACACAAGUUCAAUAAACUUUUGUCGAUUUUCUACAAAGGUAUCAAGAUUGAAGAUUGGGUUAAAGUUUACAAAAUCAUGGAAAUUGAGUUUGAAAAGAAUAAUUUAAUGGAAUUCAAACUUCAGAAGAAUGAAACCGUUGAUGAAAACCUUGUUAUCUCAAACAUUUUCAACUAUUUUGACUCAUUGAAUGACCCAAAUGAAAAAUUGUUGAUUUUGAAGAAGUUCCCAUUAGUGUUUAGAAAGUUGUUCAAGUUGUACAACAAAUUCAAAACCUACAUCUUAAUCCAAUUAACUGACUUGAAUAUCACAGUUGAUGAAAGAUUGGACAGAAUGAAGACUUUAUUGUAUAUGGUGAAGCUCUGCCAAUUGAAGAUGCUGAGCACACAGUUUGUUUUUGAAAGCAGACAUAAAGGACCAAUUCCUUCUUGUAUUGAGUCGUCCAUAACCAAUGUUAUCUACUCACCUGAGAGCAGAUUAUUCACUAAUUUGUGGAUCAAGGCUUCUAUUGCUUUGAAUGGUGAAGACUUUGUUGAAACCUCAACCAGCUUUGAUGAUUUGAACAGCUUGUUACCUAAACAUAUCACUAUUAAAGACUUGGCUAUACAUCAUGAGUUUUUAUUACCAUGCUUCGGUUGGAUUAUUGAGAACAUGGUUGAGAUGAAUAGAAUUCCUAACUUCACUGCUAAAAGUCAAAUCAAUUUCAAUAAGAGAUACUUUAUUUACAAGGUACUUAAGGAAUUGACAAUUGAAGAUGUUGAUUUAGAUGAAUUUAACCACAAUGAAACCAGAGAGUUUGAGUUUUUGUUGAAGUUAGAUGAGAACUUGAUCAAUGACAAGAACAUUAAGGAAUUCACAUUCUUGGAGAAAGACCGUGCUAAGUUGUUUAAGGCAGUUUUGAAAGAGCAGCACAAAGUAUUGCUUAUAGAUAACCGCAAGAAGCACCUCAAGGACGGAAACGUAUCAACAUCUUCCUUACACAGUACAAGCUCUCAGAGUUCUGUUAAUGGCCUGUUACACAAAAAGUCUUCAAAUCCUGGAUUGAGGAGACAAUCUUUAUCAUACAAGCAACUGAAUUCAGGUUCAAGGUUCAAAAUUUCCGGAUUUUUCACAAAAUCAAGGCCAUUUUCUAUUGGUGGUAAUGGAUCUAAUCCAGGACAACAUUGGUAUGAUAAACCGAUUAAUGCUAAGGAGUUGCCAAAUGCUGAUAACUUCAUUGCUGCUAAGCUGAAACCAGCUCAUAUCAUUCCCUUAAAAAACAAGAAGAUCUUCCCGGUGUACUUGCUUCCAUUAUCUUUUAAGAUUGACAGCGAUUCCAACAAAGAGGAAGACUACUUCUUCCAGUGUUUGAAUGAGACUGACUUGAACGAUUGGUUAAUGAAGUUGAGCUAUGCUAACAGACAUUGGUUCUUUUCAAGAUCCUUGAAUAUUAAAUCAUCGUCUGGAAACUUCACUACUUUCGGUAUCCCGUUGGGUGUCACAUGCAACAGACAAAAUACAUUUGUGCCUAAGUUUUUGCUUGAAAUAUUCAAAGCAAUUGAAGCCGAAGGUCUUAAGGAUGUUGGGGUCUACAGAAUCAGCACUUCACUAAGCGAGUUGACCAACUUGAAGUCUAUGAUUGACAAGGUUGGGUUCAUUGAUUUUGAAGAAAGAAGUUACGACACUCACGCUUUGACAAGCUGUGUAAAAUCUUACUUCAGGGAAUUACCAGAUGCUUUAUUGAAUGAUAAGGCCAUUGAGAAAUGUUAUGACUUAAGACAGAGCAUAGCUAAUGAAGAAAUUGAUAAGAUUGAAAUGAUCUUAAGAGCCAAAGAAAUCUUCAAGUCUUUGCCCAAGACCAAUUACGAAACUUUGAAGGCAUUGUUGAAGCAUUUGACCAAGGUUGAGGAGUUCAGUGAGUACAAUAAGAUGAAUCCCACCAACUUGGCCACGGUUAUCGGACCAGCGUUGACAGAAGCCAGUGGGCUAGAGGUUUUGGUAAACAGUUUUGGAUUUAUGAAUUUUGUUCUCGAGAGAAUUAUCAUCAAUUACCAAGAGAUUUUCGAGUUUACGCAUACCAUCACCGAUGCUGACCAAAAUUCCCAGGCUGAACCCCAGGUUUCUGCACCCGAAAAGGUUCAAACUUCCAAAGCUGACGUUAUUGAAAUCUCUGAACUGGCCAUUGAUGUUAGUGAGUUAAGAAAUGAAGAGCAAGUAGUCUAACUUUCGUCUGGAGACAUUUUAUAUACAGCUAGAUUGACACAUAAUAUAAUAUAUACAAGGGUAACUCAAAUCAACGUCUCUUGAUAAAGUUCUUAGUGGUGUCUUGUCUUCUUUUUUGCAUGGCCGCCAACUUUCUGUCCGAUUGUUGCAUCUUAGAAGUAGUAGUCUGCUGAGUGGUUUUAGAGAAAUCUUUCCACCAGUCACCUAAACUCUGAUUCUGAGCACCAGAUGCCGAUGGAGGUGGUUUCAGAAUGGGAGGCAUCUUGAAGAAUCUCCUGAAGUACUUGCUUCUCAACACGAUGGCCUGGAGAAAAGAAAAGGAAGCAUUGGCCGCAAAAUACAAAAGCACGGCUGCAGAAAACCCUUUAGUUACGAAAAUAGACAACACCGGAGCCAAGUAAAUGAACUUCUGCAUCACCGGACUCAUGUUCAUGGCACCAGUUUCCCCUCCUAUCUUAAAUUGUCCCAUGAUGAUCGUACCGGCUACUAUUUGCAACCCCAAGUAUGGAUCCACCUGUGUUAAAUCAGUAAACCAGGCAGUACCUUGUGUAGAAAACCCUUCAACUGGAUGGUUAGCCAUUUUUCUUAGUGCCUGAAAGAACCCAUAUGCAAAAGGAAUCUGAAUAAACGGAAGGAACCCAUGGCUCAUCUUAAUGCCGUGCUCUUUCAUCAACUUGGUUCUAGCAAACGAAGCUUCCGUUCUUUCUUGCAUGGUUUCUGCCACUCUCAUCUGCUGAGCAGUCGCAUCCAAUUGCGGCUUGAUCUUGGUCAUCUUUGCCGUGUUGGCAGAAGCUUUCAUGUACAAUGGGAACAUGAAAACUCUGGUUAUCACGGUUGCAGCAAGGAUGGUGCCCCACCAAGGUAAUCCCGUGUACACAUGGGUGAAUUCCAACAUUCUCUCAAUUAUAGCCGUGGGGCCGUAUCCCUCUCCCAUUCCUAUCGACUGUAAGUAUCCAAGCUGGUCAGAGGUCAUGGUGGAAGUGGUGAUAGCAUCUUCUGUGAACUGAGUGAGCUUAUUGGUGAUUUCUGAGGUUGGGGUUGUGGAGUUGAACCGAACUGGCGACAUUCCCGACCUAGCCAAACCAAUGGUGCCAGGACCGAUGUUGGACUUAGCGGCCGGAAAUGCCUUGAGCACUCCCGGGCGAAGUAAUGUGGAUCUGAACAUGCGGUUGGUGGUAGCGAUAGGCUGAAAAAUUUUCCUAC